UUCACUACAUAGUACAUACCCAUUAGAAUCAACCAAUCUUAGCAACAAGAAGAAACUCAUACAGAUCGUACGAGGAGAGGACAUGGUGAGUCUUCAAUUUUCAUCGGCUGUUAUUACGUCAGUGGCUUAUUCCUCAUCUCGUUGCCGGAGAGGAAUGAUAAGAGCUACUAUCAAUAUGCCUAAGCUUCAGCCCGGCCGCCUAUCUUUGAACCUCCCCGCUAGAAAUUUGGUACUACAGGAAGUACUGGACAUGGGGGUUGGACUCACAGCUGCAACCACCAGCAAUUUGGAGAAGAAAUACGAGCUGAGUACUAAUGGUACUUUCCCUUCUGUGAGCAAUGUUUCUGAUCCUUUGGUGAUCGCUAAACUCCAUGCAAUCAUGGAGGCUGUUGCAGAUAGAGUGGAGAUGCACAAGAAUAUCGGUGAGCAGCGUGAUAAUUGGAACCAUCUUCUUUUGACAUCCAUUAAUGCAAUCACACUCACUGCUGCAACCAUGGCUGGAAUUGCUGCUACAAGCGUAGGAGGACCCCUUGUAGCUCUCAAGCUCUCUUCCACUCUGAUGUAUUUGGCAGCCACUGGGAUGUUGGUGGUGAUGAAUAAGAUCCAGCCAUCUCAACUCGUCGAAGAACAGCGCAAUGCCGCGAGGUUAUUUAAGCAGCUUCAUGGCCAGAUUCAAAGAACACUCUCUUGUGGCACUCCUACUAGUACCGAUGUUGAGGAAGUUAUGGAGAAAGUUUUGUCACUGGACAAGGCCUUCCCGCUUCCUUUACUAGGAGCGAUGCUCGAUAAAUUCCCCAAAACUGUGGAGCCCGCUGUAUGGUGGCCGGAGCACAGGCAAACGCAGGACAGGCAGAGUAGGAGAACAGAUGGAAAUGGUUGGAGUGUGGAGUUGGAGGAAGAAAUGAGAGAAGUAGUUGGGGUUUUGAAGAGAAAGGACACUGAAGACUAUUUGAGGCUGGGCAAAAUAGCCUUGAAAGUUAAUAGGAUGCUCGCCAUUUCUGGUCCCUUAUUGACAGGCUUAGCGGCUUGUGGAACUGUGUUCGUGGGAUCUUCUCACGGUCCCUGGGCCGCCACACUAGGAGUCGUAGCUGGAGCCAUGGCAAGCGUGGUGAACACAAUGGAGCAUGGCGGGCAAGUGGGCAUGGUGUUUGAGAUGUAUAGAAGCAACGCAGGCUUCUUCCGGCUGAUGGAAGAGACCAUAGAGUCAAAUCUGAAUGAAAGAGAUGUGGGGAGAAGAGAGAACGGGGAAUUGUUCGAAAUGAAGGUGGCUCUACAGCUAGGAAGAAGCUUGUCCGGGCUCAAGGGUCUGGCAGCAUCCUCUUGUUCUUCUUCUAAAAAAGGAGAGGCCAUUGAAGAGUUCGCAAGCAAGCUCUUCUAAUAUCGUGGUGGUUCAUCCUCAGUUUUGUUGAUAAUACACUAAAUCUUGUAUAUCAUUGUAAGCUAACCUUGUCUAUAAACACAAUAGAGCUGUACAAUCUAGUAAUUCAUUUAUUCA
This is a messenger RNA of Vitis riparia (riverbank grape), 1495 nucleotides long. Its product is annotated as probable F-box protein At4g22030. The record is from RefSeq and is a predicted model, not a curated record. The coding region runs from base 83 to 1378 and encodes 431 amino acids. The transcript has a single exon. NCBI's taxonomy places the organism in Eukaryota, Viridiplantae, Streptophyta, Magnoliopsida, Vitales, Vitaceae.